AUGGUCUCCUUCUGGCCAUGGAGAAGCGAUGAUACGUCUCCCGCCUCGUUUGAAAAGACCCUCUCGGCGCUUUCCUCAAAAAUCACCACGACCCAGACGACGCUUGACAAGACUCGCGCCAGCGCCCGUCGCAUCAAACUUCUCCUAGUUCUUUACCUAGGCUUCGCAUACCUUGUUUACGCCAUUAUCCAGCUUGUCGUUGUAAAGUACGGGAACAUGGGCGCCCUGGAGUGGGCAGGCAUGGCCGGCGGCCCUGUCUUUAUUAUCCUCACGCGCAAGCUCAUAGGAGUCUACUUCAAAUUCUACAUCGACUCUCUGAGCAAGCGCCUGAAAAGUCAGCAGGUACAGCGCGCCAAGACAAUACAGAAACUCAAGGAUGCCACAAAGUACGACUCAACCAUGGAAUUGAUCGAAAAGUACGGUGGCGAGAAGAAGAACGAUGGCGCCCGACUCGACAACGAAAACAACAGCAGUAACAACAAAGACGGCAAACAGUCUCAAUUCCACGCCCCGCACACCGACGUCCCGAACCGCACACGUCUUCCUCCUCCACCGACCGCCAAUAUCCAGCCUCGUGCCCCUGUAAAUACUGGGCCUCGCGCUUCUACAUCCUCUUCUCCAGCGUCUAGCACCCUCGAACCAGGGGCAGAAUUCGCUCCCAACGCCUUCUCUCACCCCCCGCCUCCUGCACAACCUCAAGUCGCCUCUUAUACUCCAGGCCCCGCUGAGACACACUGGUACGACCGUGUCUUUGACGUUCUUCUUGGCGAAGACGAGACGCAACCUAAAAACCGCAUCGUGCUUCUCUGUCAAUCGUGCCGGCUCGUCAACGGCCAGGCGCCGCCGGGAACGCGGAGCCUCGCCGAGCUGGGCGUCUGGCGCUGUAUGGGCUGCCAUGCGAUGAAUGGCGCGGUCGACGAGGGCAAGCGAAUUGUCGAUGAAGUACUCGCUUCUUCGCGACAGGAUGUGGGAGACGAUGGAUCGAGUCAGACCGGCGAGGGUAGCAAGGCGGUGGAUGUCACCGGUACUGGAGAGGGUGAAUCUGCUGCAACGGGCGUGGAGAGCCUCGACGGUGCAAAGAGACGCGCCAAGAGCAAAUAG
Messenger RNA from Beauveria bassiana ARSEF 2860, 1101 nucleotides. RefSeq names its product protein lunapark, putative. Gene Ontology annotation, biological process: endoplasmic reticulum tubular network organization. Bases 1 to 1101 code for a protein of 366 amino acids. Gene Ontology annotation, cellular component: endoplasmic reticulum tubular network. Lineage: Eukaryota; Fungi; Ascomycota; Sordariomycetes; Hypocreales; Cordycipitaceae. The record is from RefSeq and is a predicted model, not a curated record. The transcript is spliced from 3 exons.